AUCAAUUCCUUUCCAAUUUGAAAUCAAUCGUGUUCACAUUUCUUUCUUGUUCUUACAACCAUUUUCUUCGCAUAUUUUGUCAACCCUCCAAUACAAAGUACACCAGUAGACUUAUUCUCGUUGAUGGAAAUUACUCCUUUCCCAUUUCUUAAUCAAGAGGAGUUUUCCCAUUUCUUGGGUCUGUUCCCUGAAAUGGAUAAUGGGAACACCAAUUUAAAGAAGCGGAGAAGAAAGGAAGACGAAGAGCAGAAGGGAGAAGAGUUAAACAAGAGUGCCUGGAGUGAUAUACUUACUUCCUUAAUUAUGUUAGAUGAAGAGGAGAAACGCGAACAAGAGCAAUGGUCCACCCAGUCUCACCAAGAUGAAGCUCUUUUGGAAGACAACCAAAAGCGAACUAAUCAUGCUAUGAAUGAUUACUUUACUCAAUUACAAGACCAAUAUGUUGAGUCGGAUGCAAUGGAUCAGUUGAGGACCAAACGGUGUCGUCGUGCGGCUUCGGUGGUCGCUACUACUGCUGUAGCUGCAGCUUCAUCGGAAGACACCACCGCUCUUCCGGAUAAUCCGAACCAGAACAAUUCGGGUGGGCCGAGUCACAGGCGGUUGUGGGUGAAAGACCGGUCCAAGGACUGGUGGGAGGAGCGUGACCACCAGGAUUUUCCGGACGAACAGUUUAAGCGUGAUUUUCGGAUGAGUAAGGCCACGUUUAACAUAAUUUGUGAGGAGCUAAAAUCGACGGUUAUGAAGAAGAACACCAUGCUUCGUGAUGCUAUUCCGGUUCGCCAAAGAGUGGCGGUCUGUAUUUGGAGGCUGGCCUCGGGUGAACCGCUCCGGGUCGUGUCGAAACGGUUCGGACUGGGGAUAUCCACUUGUCAUAAGCUGGUGCUGGAGGUUUGCUCGGCGAUUAAAACGGUCUUGAUGCAGAAGUAUUUACAGUGGCCCGAUGAGCAGAGAAUGAAACAAAUUAAGGAGGAAUUCGAGUCUUUUUCUGGGAUUCCAAAGGUUGGUGGAUCAAUGUACACAACUCAUGUACCAAUCAUUGCGCCCAAGGCCAGUGUCGCCGCUUAUUUUAAUAAGAGACACACUGAGAGGAACCAGAAAACGUCUUAUUCCAUUACUGUUCAAGGAGUUGUUGAUCCAAGAGGCGUUUUCACUGAUGUUUGUAUCGGGUACCCAGGUUCAAUGCCGGAUGAUCAAGUUCUCGAAAGGUCUGCUUUGUCUCAACGGGCCAAUCGCGGGCUUUUAAGAGAUGUUUGGGUCGUGGGAAAUUCUGGGUAUCCUUUAAUGGACUGGGUUCUGGUGCCUUACACUCAGAAGAAUUUGACAUGGACACAACACAAGUUUAAUGAGAAAAUUGGGGAGAUUCAGAGGGUUUCUAAGGAGGCUUUUGCAAGAAUGAAAGGCAGAUGGGCUUGCUUGCAGAAGAGGACUGAAGUGAAACUACAGGACUUGCCUGUCGUUCUUGGAGCGUGCUGUGUUUUGCACAAUAUAUGUGAGAUGAGAAAUGAAGAGAUGGAUCCUGAGCUCAAAUUUGACCUCUUCGACGAUGAGAUGAUUCCUGAAAAUAUUUUGAGGUCCCAAUCUUCUGCACAGGCCAGGGAUCACAUUGCCCACAAUCUUCUUCACCAUGGGCUUGUCGGGCCUUCCUUCUAGGUUGAAUUCUGUUUUUGCAAGACUCUUAUCAGAGUCUAGCUAUUCUUUUUGGGGUAUACCUUGUUGGUUAUUACAUAGUUAUGUUGUAUGUUGUUGUAGGAAUAAAUUAUCAUUGAAUUUUUUGAUGGGUUCGCUUCUGUAUAAAAUUUGUUUGCCCUCUUGGCUAAUAAAUGAUAAUAUUUGAUUUCUGUAU
Molecule: messenger RNA, 1843 nt
Organism: Pistacia vera
Lineage: Eukaryota; Viridiplantae; Streptophyta; Magnoliopsida; Sapindales; Anacardiaceae
Product: protein ALP1-like
Exons: 1
Coding region: 124-1650 (508 amino acids)
Source: RefSeq, a predicted model, not a curated record